GCCCGGAGGGGCGAAAUCGAUUGCUGCGGUUUCGGUUCGCCCGGCCCAUCUUAAUGAGGCCCGGAGGACUCUGCCGCAUCCACCACGCCGCCAGUCUCGCAAGCGCCGCCUCCAUCGCCCUCCCCUGCUUUCCUCCCACAACCUUCCCUCCCCCUGCAUUCCGGUGCUUCCGUCCGGGAACUCCGCGAGCCGGUGGAGGUUCGAUGGAUUCCACUACCAUGUCGCCGCCAGGUGUCGCCGUCCGAGACCCGAAGUCGCUGGUGGAGAAGAAGACCGCAAUCCGGUGCGCCGGCUGUAGUAAACUCCAGGUGAUUGCCGAUUUUGACGGCACGCUCACGAGGUACUGGAUUGAUGGCCGCCGUGGGCAGACUAGCCAUGGAUUGCUACAGCAGGGGAACGCGGAGUAUGAUGCCAGGAGGCAAGCGUUGUAUGAAUACUAUCAUCCCUUGGAGAUCUCGCCAACCAUUCCCAUCGAGGAGAAAACGAAGCUGAUGGAAGAGUGGUGGGAGAAGACACAUGGUCUUCUUAUCGAGGGAGGUGUUACCUAUGAUGCAAUAAAGAAAUCUGUCUCUGAGGCUACAAUUGCUUUUAGAGAUGGUGUUGUUGAGCUGUUUGAGUUCUUGGAGGAACUAGAUGUGCCUGUCCUUGUCUUUUCCGCAGGCCUUGCAGACAUCAUUGAAGAGGUUUUUAGGCAGAAACUACAUAGAUCUUUCAAGAAUGUCAAAGUUGUUUCCAACAGAAUGGUUUUUGAUGAAAAAGGCUGCCUUGUUGCCUUUAAAGGAAAGACAAUUCAUGUGCUAAACAAGAAUGAGCAUGCAUUGGAUAUGGCUGCUCCUAUUCAUGACAAAUUCGGGUAUCCUAAUGGAUAUAAUCCUGAUAGUGUCUUGAUGAAGCAAAGAACUAAUGUGUUACUUCUUGGAGAUCAUGUUGGAGACCUGGGCAUGUCUGAUGGUCUGAGCUAUGAAAACCGGAUAGCAGUUGGAUUUCUGAAUAAUAAUACAGAGAUGUCCUUCAAAAGUUACCUUGAUGCAUUUGACGUUGUAUACCUGAAUGAUGCAUCCAUGAGAGGAGUUGUUGAGCUCGUAUCUCAAUUGUGUGCAGAGAAUCAAUGAUAUAAAUACAUUAUGUGUAUGCACUUAAUCAUGUUCUUAUCAUUACCAGCUACAUACUUCGUCAUCUUUUCAAUUUUCCUCUUAUUGCUUACUUUGAGGAGAAGCAAAGUUAUCAUAUGAGUUGUUGACCAGACAGUAUAUCUUCUAUAUUAAAUACAUAAUUUUUCUGGU
Molecule: messenger RNA, 1283 nt
Organism: Musa acuminata subsp. malaccensis (wild Malaysian banana)
Lineage: Eukaryota; Viridiplantae; Streptophyta; Magnoliopsida; Zingiberales; Musaceae
Source: RefSeq, a predicted model, not a curated record